Messenger RNA from Pyricularia grisea, 1638 nucleotides. RefSeq lists its product as uncharacterized. The coding region runs from base 1 to 1638 and encodes 545 amino acids. The record is from RefSeq and is a predicted model, not a curated record. Gene Ontology annotation, molecular function: acyltransferase activity, transferring groups other than amino-acyl groups. NCBI's taxonomy places the organism in Eukaryota, Fungi, Ascomycota, Sordariomycetes, Magnaporthales, Pyriculariaceae. The transcript has a single exon.
AUGGACUCUUUGGCGUCUCUUCCAGCCCAUGCAGGCAAUGUCACAAUAGUGCAGCAAAUAUCAAGGCACGCAGAGGCCGAGACAGGAGGUGUCCCAGCUAACGCUCCGUCGAGCCAAGUCGACAAGGAAGAUCCCACAACAGAAGAGGUGAUAAACUUGAGCGUAUUCGAUCUUAUACCCCCGAGGACGUUUAUCAAGUUCAUUCUAUACAUCCCUCUCAAGAACGGCACAUCUUACAAAACCGCCUUUGCUCAUUUGCACGAAGGCCUUUCUCGAACCUUGGAUCGCAUCCCCUUUCUAGACGGCAAGGUGUUUGAGCGCCCUCAAAGCGAGCCGGGCUAUGUUAAGGGCCAUUUGCAGAUCCGCUACGAUAAAACCAGGAAGCCGGGAUCCAGCCCGCGGCAGCUGACCUUCAGGGACCUGGCGGCCAAGCUCCCCAGUUUUGAAGAGCUGCGCGACUCUGGCUUCGAAUUUUCAGCUGUCAACGACAACCUGGUCCUCGAGAGUGCUUUCAUCCCCGACAUAACGGCCGGAGCCGAUGUCUUUCGUGCACAGGCAAACUUUGUCCAGGGUGGCUGCCUUCUCGCCACCGGGUUCCACCACUCAUCGAUGGACGCCACCGGCAUGGUGACGGUGUUGAAGGCGUGGUCGGAGCACUGUAGGGCUAUCGGGAAUAGUGAGCCUGUCUGCCCUUGGCUCACACCCGAAUGCAUAGACCGCGGCAUUCUCGAGCGGCUGUGGAAGAAAGGGUGGGAUGCCAAUCGCAGCAUUGCCGACAUCGACCCUGCCACAUGGGGCUACCUGGGCUUUCAGGUCCCAGGAACCGAGGCCAAGACGGAAGAGGAGCUAUGCGACCAAGGGACCACGCCAUCUUAUAUGCAAAACUCAAGUAUGGAAUCGAGUAUUUUCUACAUCUCGACGUCACAAAUGGCAGAACUACUAGGCGAUAUUCAACACCUGCACGAAAGCGCCGAUGAAGACUUACAAGACGACCAACAGCUCUCGGCCAACGACAUCCUGCUGGCGCUCUUCUGGCGAGCCCUACUCCGCGCCCGCUACCGAGCAGCAGCGGCCUCCGGCACCCCGCCUCCGGCAGACGCAGUCGCGCACCUCGAGUCGCCUCUGGACGGCCGCGCGGCCUUCAGCGCGGACCUGCCCGCGGCAUACAUUGGCAACGUCGUGACAGUAAACAAAGUGUCGCUGAAGCUCGAGGAACUGAUACUACCCGGCCCGGAGGCGCUGCGGCGCGUGGCGUGGCUGGUGCGGCGGGGGGCGAGGCGCGCGGGGCCGGGGAUGGUGCGAGACGCGUACGCGCUGAUGCAGUCAACACGGGACUUUUCGGCACUCAGGCACGGCUUCACCCGGCUGGACGGGUGGGACGUCAUGAUCACCUCGGUGCUGCUGCUCCCCAUGCAGGAUAUGGAUUUUGGUGGCGGUAGCAGUGGUGGGUUGUUGGGCCAGACCGAGGCGCUCAGACCGCUCAUGGAUGCUUUCAAUGCCAACUUCAGGCUGUGCAUGAUUCUCCCCCGGAACCUGGGCGGUGGUUUGGAGUUGCUUGUUAGUUUGUUCCCAGAGGAGAUGGCCGAACUGGAGCAGGAUGAAGAGUUUGGGCGGUUUGCGGCGUUGUUGUGUCACUGA